AUGGCUCUUCUUUCAAUUACACAUCUUUACUUUCAGAAAUCUAUACUGAGUCAUGGUUUUCCAGGCAUUCCAGGGUCAAAUGGCAUGCCGGGAAUGCCCGGCGUGCCUGGGCCGCAGGGACCUCAGGGAAGAGAAGGUCUAAAAGGACAAAUUGGUGAUAAGGGAUCACAAGGAGUGCAGGGUCCAAGAGGAGACAGGGGGCGCGAAGGGCCUCCCGGGAAGAGCGGACCGUCAGGAAUUAUGGGGAUAAAAGGAGAACCGGGACUUCUGGGAAUGAAAGGAGAGCCAGGCAUUAUGGGAAAUCAAGGAAUAAAAGGAGACAAAGGAGAGAAAGGAGAAAGCGUCAAAGCAAGUCAAGCAAGUGUGGUACCUCAAACCAACUGGAAACAAUGUGUGUGGAAAUCAGACGGCUAUACCGAUAACGGAAAGAUCAAGGUAAACAAGAAAUAUGCUAAAUAAUUGCUAUAGAUCACAAGGAAAGUAGACGAUCGCAUUCGAUACAAAAAGGAAGAAAAUUUAAGAAGUUGCUGAGUAAAUUAAUUUGGAGUCAAUUAAAUAGCUCUGAGAAGAAAAAUCUGCUUACCCUUCCCCCUCUGGUGAUCUUAACUUUAUGUCACCUCUUUCAGCUGAUUUUUAUUUCCCUUUUUAAUUAGUAUUACAAGAAUAGAGGCGUUACCAAAUAUAUUUUAAUUGUUUGCCAGGAGUGUGCUUUCAACAAAUUAAAGUCGGAUUCAGCGCUCAAAGUCUCGUUCCAGGGAAACAUGAGGGUCUAUGGUCAUACUAAGGGUAAUCGGUGGUACUUCAAGUUCAAUGGAAACGAAUGUACUGGACCAAUGACGAUUGAGGCUGUUAUUUACAACGAAUGGUCAUCAGGAAAUUCUAAUCUGUAUCAUCAUCGGUCAUUUGAGGGGUACUGUGAGAACAUUCGAAAAGGCGCAGUUAGAGUGGAAUUAUGGGUAGGAAAGUGUGGUAGCUUCACCCUGGGUAAUGCUCACACUGGGUGGAAUUCAGUAUCCCGGAUAAUGAUAGAAGAAGUAUCUAGGCCCCAGUCCUAA
Messenger RNA from Porites evermanni, 1055 nucleotides. NCBI's taxonomy places the organism in Eukaryota, Metazoa, Cnidaria, Anthozoa, Scleractinia, Poritidae. The record is from the annotation of a GenBank genome assembly.